AUUUAGUUUCACUUGAACGACAGUGGGGUUAGAAAGCAUGUUGAAACGGACCAUGGCAACGCAAGCCAAUCGGAAGUGAAGACUGCAAUUCAAUCCAAUGUGUAUUAACUGCAAAUCCAUGUGAAAUUAGUAACAGAUUUAUUAAAACUGGAUUAUACAUAUGCAGAUUAACCGUUAUGGGAUUAACACAUACGUUAUUCAAUGUUUCGUGAAGUAAAGAAGUAUUGUUGAUUUUUUAAAGGAUUGAAUAUUUAACUCAUAGGAGAUGAGUGCAAUGUCAAGUCAAGUACAAAUAUCGCCACCUUCGGCGACAAGGAGAUUGGUUAAAACUGCUCUCCACCAGGCCGUGCUAGACUGUAGACUACAUCAGGUCCGGUUACUGGUCGCGAAACAUAAUUCAAACAUGGACAGUAAAGACUUAAAUGGGAGGACCCCAUUAAUGUUAGCAUGUAUGGUGGAUGAGGAAUACGGGUAUAGAAUGGCAAAGAUUUUAAUACAAGCUGGAGCAUUUCUGAACUUACGAGACGUGUUUGGCCGAACGGCUUUGAGUUAUGCAUGCAUGAACGGUCGACACUUGAUAGUGCAGUGUUUAAUUAGAGAAGAUGUAAUAGACAUCAAUGAGGGAGACAAUGAUGGUGAUACACCUCUGCAUCAUGCUACAGCAAGCAAAAACCCUAAAGUCGUUCAAGCUCUAACGGACUGCUUUGUCAAAUUUGGAUUAGACAUUGAUACACGUAACAAUCUUGGCUAUACGGCAUUGUUGUUAGCUUGUAAAAAUGGACAUUAUGCGUCUGCGUAUCAACUGCUGGUAAAAGGUAGGGCUUGUCCAACACUUAGAGACAACGAAGUAUACUUAAAUGCUUCAGAUUGGGUUCAAAAGAGUGCAGAAAUAAACAGAGGCUUUGAGCAUAGACGGUAUCCCGUCUCUGCGAGCGCUCCAACUUUAUCUGCUUUGUCUUUUUCAAGAGAAUCUACAAUGUAUUCUCAGCCCCUGGUUCCUCCUUGCCAGCACGUGAAGCAUCUUGCUUUACCAAUGUCGUCACCAGUUCGAUUUGGGAACACAUUCAUGUCGUCAUUGAAUGACCGAUUGUCAGAUGAAGCAUUUAUUCAAGGUAGAGAUGCUCGUCGAAUGCUCAUGCGCGAAAUAGAAGAUUACGAAAUGGUACAUCGACCACAUUCUCUGAGAUCACAUCGCGCAAAACGACUUCACCCUUCAACGGCAAAGUUGCUGGCACUAAAUAAAAGAAGCAAGUCCUUGGUUGUCCCAGACAUGACGACAUUAUUCAAAAUAUAUUGUGAUCAGUAUCAGCCAGAUUGGCGAAAAGAGAAAAAUAAGAAGUUUCCAUCAUCUUUCACUGUCAGUUCUAGCACAUCAACAGAAUUACCAACUAUUGAAACAUAACAGUAACCAUGGUAACAGCUGAAAACAAUUAUAGUACAACUUCAAAGCGACAAAAGUUAUUUUCAACAUACACGUAAAGAAUACACCCAGAUUGAUUUUGUUUUCUUUGUGUAAGUGACCUCUAUGUUUAGAUGGAAAUGUCCUGGGUCAAUCACUGCUUACAAUGAAGAACACGAUACCGAAAUUUGCUAUUUACGGAAAUAUAGAGUUACGAUUGUUUUCGUAUGAAAUAUGCUACAUUUCAAUCAAUGUUAUCUGUAUACAUUUCUAUUUUGCAUUUUAUUUGUUGCAAUUGUUUUCUAUAUUGAUAAAUUAAUCACAAAAGGU
This is a messenger RNA of Mytilus californianus (California mussel), 1729 nucleotides long. Its product is annotated as death-associated protein kinase dapk-1-like. The transcript has 3 exons. Gene Ontology annotation, molecular function: protein binding. Lineage: Eukaryota; Metazoa; Mollusca; Bivalvia; Mytilida; Mytilidae. The record is from RefSeq and is a predicted model, not a curated record. The coding region runs from base 266 to 1402 and encodes 378 amino acids.